Parastagonospora nodorum SN15 is the source of this 1343-nucleotide messenger RNA. RefSeq lists its product as hypothetical. Gene Ontology annotation, cellular component: plasma membrane; endoplasmic reticulum. Lineage: Eukaryota; Fungi; Ascomycota; Dothideomycetes; Pleosporales; Phaeosphaeriaceae. Gene Ontology annotation, biological process: monoatomic ion transport. The record is from RefSeq and is a predicted model, not a curated record. The transcript has 3 exons. The coding region runs from base 127 to 1053 and encodes 308 amino acids. Gene Ontology annotation, molecular function: monoatomic ion channel activity.
GCAUGAAACAGUUGCCUAGCAGCUCCGCUCUUUAUAACCCGCGGCCUCCAGCCUCUUCUCUCAACUCUUCCAAUCCACAGGACUCGAAUCAAUUCAGUUCCUAGAUCAACCAUCACUACCGCCAGCAUGCUCGUCGAACAAUUCGAGGAGGUCUUGAAGAAGACUUCUGGUCUUCCCCUCCCCACGGCCUCGCCCACCCAUGUGGCUCCCAUUCCUUCGGUCGUUCCCACGACCCCAGAGCUCCAAUUCAUUGGUGAAUCUGGCCAGAAGACCCUCUGGGUUGUCUUCGUCCUCAUGAUCAUCGCGUCUGCUGGAUUCACUGCGCUCUCAUGGAGGGUUCCUCUCUCCAAGCGCCUUUAUCACACCAUCACCACCAUGAUCACCAUCUUCGCGGCGCUCUCUUACUUCGCCAUGGCCACCGGACACGGUGUUUCCGUCCAGAAGAUCAUCGUCCGCGAGCAGCACGACCAUGUCCCCGACACAUUCACUGAGGUGCACCGCCAGGUCUUCUGGGCCCGCUACGUCGACUGGAGCGUCACCACUCCUCUCCUGCUCCUCGACCUUGGUCUCCUGGCUGGCAUGUCUGGUGGACACAUCAUCAUGGCCAUUGUCGCUGAUUUGAUCAUGAUCUUGACUGGACUGUUCGCUGCCUUUGGCGAGGAGGGUACUCCCCAGAAGUGGGGCUGGUACACCAUUGCCUGCAUUGCCUACAUCUUUGUCAUCUGGCACCUUGCCUUGAACGGCGGCGCCAACGCUACCAGCAAGGGACCUAAGCUUCGCUCGUUCUUCGUUGCCAUUGGUGGAUACACCCUCCUCCUAUGGACCGCCUACCCCAUUGUCUGGGGUCUUGCCGACGGUUCCCGCAAGAUCGGUGUUGACGGUGAAGUCAUUGCCUACGCUAUCUUGGACGUUCUCGCCAAGGGUGUCUUUGGUGCCUGGCUUCUGAUCACUCACGCCAAGCUGCGUGAGAGCGACGUUGAGCUCAACGGCUUCUGGUCCAACGGUCUCAACAGCGAGGGUGCCGUCCGCCUCGGUGAGGAUGACGGCGCGUAAGCAGUUCAAGUGCAUACGUUACACUCGCCGGUAUAAAUUGCGCUGGAAUGAGGGGAAUGCAAGGGUGAUCCCUGGACGGACGCUAGGAUGAUGCCUGGGGUGCAUUGAUGGAAAAAGUGAUCUCACUAUUGCCGCAGUCUCGAUAGUCAUUUGCUUCGUCUGCUUAUGCUUCAAACAUGGAGUUAGGGUCGAUGUACAUUCGAGGACUGAACGCCACUCACGUAGUCUGACACGGUCAUUUCCGUGGCUAAUGAGUUUAAUGGAGUUUCUUUCGUAAUCACCAGGACCCC